Danio rerio (zebrafish) is the source of this 3394-nucleotide messenger RNA. The record is from RefSeq and is a predicted model, not a curated record. NCBI's taxonomy places the organism in Eukaryota, Metazoa, Chordata, Actinopteri, Cypriniformes, Danionidae.
UUUCCUGAAGGACUCCACCUGCAAACCUCUUUCUGCUCUCAUACUGGCAGAAACAAACCUCUGAACACAGCAAGAGUUCGGCAAGAGAUGAAAAGAUGACCAACUGAAGACUGAAAAAUAAGACAAGGGAAAAAAACAAGAUAUCAUCAUGUCCGGGAGCGAAGACAAAGGUUCAGCUGAGAGUGAAGAUGAACUGAGGAUUGUUCUUCUGGGAAAAACUGGAGUUGGUAAAAGUUCAACAGGAAACACAAUCUUAGAAAAAGAGGCAUUUAAAGCAGGAAUAUCAGAAGAAUCUGUUACUAAAGAGACUCAGAGAGAAUCAUGUGAAGUCAAUGGCAGACACAUCACUGUGAUCGACACUCCAGGACUGUUUGAUACUGAACUCAGUAAUAAGGAGAUCCAGAGAGAAAUCAGCAACUGCAUCUCCAUGAUUCUGCCUGGACCACAUGUGUUCAUCAUCGUGCUCAAUUUAGGACAGAGAUUCACUAAAGAGGAAGAAAAAUCAGUGAAGUUCAUCCAGAAGACGUUUGGUGAAAAAUCUCUAAUGUUCACCGUUGUGCUCUUCACCAGAGGAGACUUCCUGAAGGACAAAACCCUUGAAGAGUGUUUGGGAAAACCUGGAUCUGUGGUCCGAAAACUGCUUGAAACUUGUGGAAACAGAUUCCAUGUGUUCAACAAUAAUGAGCCUGAAGACCGAACACAAGUGUCUGAACUACUGGAGAAGAUAGACAACAUGGUGAAGGCAAACGGAGGAAGCUUCUACUCAUGUAAGAUGUUCAGAGAGAUGGAGAGAGAAAAACAAGAACAGCAGAUGAAGAUCCUGAAGAACAGAGUCAGAGAAACAGAAGAAAAGAUGAAGAAACUAGAAAAAGAGAAAGACAAAAUGAAGAAGGUGAAGGAGGAAGAACUAAAUCAGGAAGAAGAGAUGAAGAGAAGAGAAGAACUGAAAAGUCUAGAAACAGAAAAGGAGGUUUUAGAUGAACAGAUUCAGAAACUCAAGAGUGAAAUGGAGGAAAUAAUGAAAGAUAGUAAAAAAAUAAAGAAGAAAUGAAGAGAAGCUAUUUAUGAAAUUGAAGAAACAAACCUUCUAAACAGAACUGAAGGAGACAAGUGGAACAGUAGAAAAAUCCAUGUUAGAGUUUGAGUAAGAAAAAUUAAUAUACAAUGUUUAAAAAAAUAAAGAGAGCACAAAAAUAACACAUCCUGACAACAAAAUCACACAAAAUUAAUCAAUGGAAAUCAACUUUACUAACCCAUGAAGGUCUAGAUGUGGAGUCACACUUAACAUUUUAGCGGAAAAAACAGACUACAGGCUGAUCCAACUUUGAUGUAAUGUCUUUAAACAAGUCAAAGGAGGCUUAUUAGAGUGUAUGGCCUCCACAUGCCUGUAUGACCUCCAUACAAUGUCAGUCCAUAGCAUCAGUGCCUUUGUCUUGCAGGAACUGCUGACACACUCCAGCCACAUGAGGUCUAGCAUUGUCCUGCAUUAGGAGGAACCCUGGGCCAACUACACUGGCAUAUAGUCUCACAAGGGGUCUGAGGAUCUCAUCUCGGUACCUAAUGGCAGUCAGGCUACCUCUGGCAAGCCCAUGGAGGGCUAUGCGGCCCUCCAAAGAAAUGCCACCCCAAAAUGGGUCAUGCUGCAGGAUGUUGCAAGCAACACAAUGUUCUCCACAGUGUCUCCAGACUCUGUCAAGUUUGUCAGUGUGAACCUGGUUUUAUCUGUGAAGAGCACAGGGUGCCAGUGGCGAAUUUGUCUUGGUGUUCUUUGGCAAAUGCCAAACGUCUUGCACGGUGUUGGGCUAUAAGCACAACCCACACCUGUGGAUGUCUGGCCCUCAUACCACUCUCAUGGUCUCUGUUUCUUACUGUUUGAGCAGACAUAUGCACAUUUGGGGCCUGCUGGAGGUCAUUUUACUGUGCUCUGCCAGUGCUCCUCCUGUUCCUUCUUGCACAAAGACAAAGGUAGCAGUCCUGCUGCUGGGUUGUUGCCCUACUACAGUCUCUUCCAUGUCUUCUGAUGUAUUGGCCUGUCUCCUUGUAACACCUUCAUGCACUGGACAAUACGCUGACAGUCACAGCAAACUUUCUUGCCACAGCUCGCAUUGAUGUGCCAUCCUGGAUGAGCUGCACUACCAGAGCCACUCGUGUGGGUUGUAGACAGGGCCGGCGCGUCCAUAGAGGCAACCUAGGUGGCCACCUAAGGUGGCAAAAUAGAGAGGGCGACGUCCGUGUCACCUCCCUCACCACCCACGUCCUCACAACACCCCCACCCCCAUCCUCUAUUUCAUCCGUAACCCCCCGGAACUCCAUCACAUGCUACCACCGAAAGCACUGCCAGCAUUCAAAAGUGACCAAAACAUUAGCCAGAAAGCAUAAGGACUGAGACGUGAUCUGUGGUGAACACAGUGUCUUGCUAAUUGCCUAUAAUUCCCUCUUUUUGUCUUUUCCAUUUGCACAGCAGCAUGUGAAAUUGACUGUCCAUCAGUUUUGCUUAAUAAGUGGGUAGUUUGAUUUCACAGAAGUGUGAUUGACUUUGAGCUACACUGUGUUGUUUGAGUGUUCUAUUUAUUUUUUCAAGCAGUGUAUAAUGAUUCGGUGGAAAACGUGAUUUGAAACCAAAAUCGAUUAACUUCAAGAAAACAUUGUGAUAAAACAGACAAAAUUAAAUAAAAUUCUUCAGCAGUGAGACCUAAAGGAAAUGAUUGAUUCUAAAAAGGCACAACAUGAAAACACUCUUUACAAAAACAGCAAAGACCUUGCCUUAAAAGAAAAAGAUUAAAAACAAUGAAGUAGGAGUUUGAUUUGUUUGGGAAGCAAUGAAUACAGAAGAUUAUCACAGACACUCCUUUCAUCAUAGACAUAAUGAAAGAUGUGAGAAAGAUCCUGAGUGAUGCUUAUGGUACUGUUUCUGUAGAUCCCUGGAGGGAGAGCAGGGAUGUUUUUACUGUGCAGAGUUAUCAACACUAUGUAAGUUUGACUAAAUAUUGAAUUAAUAGCUCUGUAUUGUGGUGUUUUUCAGUUAAAAAAAAAACUUUUACAUGUUUUUCAUGCAUAAGAAGUCUUUAAUAAUUAACCCAUAAAGUGUCAAAUACUAAGAAGUUGUUUGAAGAAUUAACUGCCAUAUUAUGAGCACAGUAUAGACCAGUGUUACAGACUGCUGAGACAAACACAUCCUGUUAUUGAACAUAAGAAUGACAGGAUGUAUGAGCCAUGUGUGUGCUAAGAGGAGAUAUUUGCCUUAAAAGGUUAACUUUUAAGAGAAGAUGCACGGAAGACAACUGUGGUAUAAAAGGAUGUGUCUCUGAAGGAGAGUUUAGAGAGUUGAACCUCUCCUGCGCAGUGUAUUGCUUUUGGUUUCUUUCCUGCUUGAGCAAAUAAAACUUAUAAUUUU